AAACUAAAAUGGCAUUUGUUAUAAUUUUGGUGUGAAAAGGAGGGAGAGAAAAAAACAAAAAAACAAAGAGGAUUUAAGGGUUACGAGUCGCCUCCCCAAAACCCUUGUCCCUAGUCUCUUCUGCUUCUUCUUCUUCAAAAUCUCUCUCUUCACCAAAUCCUCAGAAGAUGAGCAACGACAAGGAUAGCUUCAACGUCUCCGAUCUUACUGCUGCUCUUAAGGACGAGGAUCGAGCUGGCCUUGUCAAUGCUCUAAAGAACAAGCUGCAGAAUCUGGCUGGUCAGCGUUCUGAUGUGCUCGAGAAUCUGACUCCCAAUGUGAGAAAGCGCGUUGAUGCCUUGAGGGAUAUACAGAGCCAACAUGAUGAACUAGAGGCAAAAUUCCGUGAGGAGAGAGCUAUUCUUGAAGCCAAGUAUCAAACGCUGUAUCAGCCUUUGUAUGUCAAGCGUUAUGAGAUUGUGAAUGGCACUACUGAAGUUGAACUGGCUCCAGAGGAUGAUACCAAGGUGGACCAAGGAGAGGAGAAAACUGCAGAAGAGAAAGGAGUUCCAAGUUUCUGGCUGACAGCUCUGAAAAAUAACGAUGUUAUUUCCGAGGAGGUCACAGAGCGUGAUGAAGGGGCUCUCAAAUAUCUUAAAGAUAUUAAGUGGUGCAAGAUUGAAGAGCCUAAAGGAUUCAAACUUGAGUUUUUCUUUGACACGAAUCCGUAUUUUAAGAACACUGUCUUGACAAAGUCUUAUCAUAUGAUUGAUGAAGAUGAGCCACUGCUUGAGAAGGCUAUGGGGACAGAAAUUGAUUGGUAUCCUGGAAAGUGUCUAACUCAGAAGAUUCUCAAGAAGAAGCCUAAGAAAGGUUCAAAGAAUACUAAACCAAUCACCAAACUCGAAGAUUGUGAAAGCUUCUUCAACUUCUUUAGUCCUCCAGAAGUUCCGGAUGAAGAUGAAGAUAUCGACGAGGAAAGAGCUGAGGAUCUUCAAAACCUGAUGGAACAAGAUUAUGACAUCGGAUCUACUAUUCGGGAAAAGAUUAUUCCUCGUGCUGUCUCAUGGUUUACUGGUGAGGCUAUGGAAGCAGAGGAUUUUGAAAUAGAUGACGAUGAGGAAGAUGACAUUGAUGAGGAUGAAGAUGAGGAAGACGAAGAGGAUGAGGAGGACGAUGAUGAUGAGGAUGAAGAAGAAAGCAAGACCAAAAAGAAGCCAUCAAUCGGCAACAAGGUAUGUAACCUUUCAGAACUAAAGUUUAUUUGAUUUUGGAACUCCAACAUUCAAAUAACCAAACACAAGAAGUUUCAGGCUGAGCAUUGUGAUGAAAAUAGAAAUUAAUAUCGGAAAUGUAGGCUCUAGAGGCCCAUGAAUCAUACAGAUUGCUGAAAGUAACUGAGCAAUCCUAAAAAGUAUGAAUCAGUAAAUAGGUAGUUACGUAGAAGACUCUGAGAAGGAUACAUGAAUGACACAGCAGAGACUAAACAAGCUCUUUAAUCAUGGCAUGGGCAGUACGAGAUAGAACCAUUCUCAUGAAUUCAUUUUAUUACUAUAGUAGCAAACUAGCAAUCAGUGUCUAUGUUUGUGAUAAAUGUGAGAAUCAUCUGCUUAAUUUUUUUUUCCUCUUGGACUGCAGAAGGGAGGGAGAUCUCAGAUAGUUGGUGAAGGUAAACAAGAUGAGAGGCCACCCGAAUGCAAGCAACAGUAAUCUUUUACUACGCUCUACCAGACAUAAAAGGAUUGCGUGAAAAUAUAAUUCAGGUCAUUCUCUGUUCAUCAAGAAUGAGGAUUGAGAAAAGGUUUUGGGAUUUUUAAAAGUGAAAUUCAUCUUGUAGGAGUUUCGUUCGUUUUUCUAUUGGUGUGUUUAUUUUCUCUAAAGCACUUUAAUAAUAUACCUUGGUAUUUAAUUUAUGAAUCAAGCAUCAUCAUCCCUAGUCUCUGCAUUCACUACUUCAUCCCCUACCUAAACUUUGUCGACGAAAGAGAUUUUAAUAACCAUUUAGAUAGUAAUGGGUAGUGGGAAUGAUCAUUAUUCUUUUGUUCACCGUCCUUUGAUUUUCAAUGGUAACCAUUUUGUUGUGUAAG
Molecule: messenger RNA, 2066 nt
Organism: Arabidopsis thaliana (thale cress)
Lineage: Eukaryota; Viridiplantae; Streptophyta; Magnoliopsida; Brassicales; Brassicaceae
Gene: NAP1;1
Product: nucleosome assembly protein1;1
Exons: 11
Coding region: 168-1247 (359 amino acids)
Biological process (GO): double-strand break repair via homologous recombination; nucleosome assembly
Cellular component (GO): nucleus; cytoplasm
Molecular function (GO): histone binding
Source: RefSeq, marked reviewed